Molecule: messenger RNA, 919 nt
Organism: Rana temporaria (common frog)
Lineage: Eukaryota; Metazoa; Chordata; Amphibia; Anura; Ranidae
Exons: 7
Coding region: 107-919 (270 amino acids)
Source: RefSeq, a predicted model, not a curated record
GGAACAGUUAAAAGAGAAACUAAUGUGUCCAUGACGGAAAAAGAUUACAAAAAAUAAGAGAAAGAAAUGGAUUAGAACGCAUGAAGUUCAAAUAUUUAUUUGAAAGAUGUUGUUACCGACCAAGUUUAAAGAUGAAGACAGACACUAUCAUCUACAGUAUAUAUUUUUGAUGACCCUCCUGACCGGUGUUCAUUGUGAACCGUAUUGCAAAGAUUAUGGAGAAGGGCUAAUAACAACAAAUGAAGGAAGCGUGACUCUGCAAGUUAAAGUAAUCGAAGAAAUAGUAGAAAUCCACUGGAUUAGAUGGGAAAACCAAAAUGUUUUCUUCCAUAUCGUAAACUUUUGCAAAUUUGAGAAAUGUUGUUGUCAGAUUCACCCGAAAGAUUGCUGCAGAAUGGAGAACAAAACUUAUGAAAACAAACUCUGCUCCUGUCAUAUAUCUUCACUGAGCUCUUCAAUCACCUUCUGCAAUGUAACCAGUAAAGACGAAGGAUCGAUCCUUGCCGAUAUUAUUACCAAAAACAAUAAAAGCAGGUGUAAAUUUGAUCUUCAUAUUCCUGGAGAAAAUGAUGAACGAACUGAACCUCAAGACCACACAAUACAUAUAGCAGUUAUAAUAACCGUCGUUAUCAUUGCCAUCAUUUUCAUAAUUGGUGGAGUAGUAGUAUUCAUCAAAUUCAGGGGCGUGAUAGGAACACUGAUUUCCAACAAUGCCCCACAUCGUCAGGCGGAAUUGAAAUUGCAGGUCCUGGGUGAAGACAUUGAACAAAGCAGCCCUCACCGAAUGAGCCCUGGUGUAAAAGCUGGAAAUAACAAGUCUAACAGCAUCGUAAACCUUUUUCGUCUUCCAUCUCCACGUAUUCUAUGUACAGCUGAAGCUAAAUUUUGGGAUGAGAAAAUUAAGGUUGCCCAACUCUGA